This is a messenger RNA of Callorhinchus milii (elephant shark), 5082 nucleotides long. It is a transcript of the gene dnajc10, whose product is annotated as DnaJ (Hsp40) homolog, subfamily C, member 10. NCBI's taxonomy places the organism in Eukaryota, Metazoa, Chordata, Chondrichthyes, Chimaeriformes, Callorhinchidae. The record is from RefSeq and is a predicted model, not a curated record. The transcript is spliced from 23 exons. Bases 211 to 2643 code for a protein of 810 amino acids.
GAGAGAGGGAGAGAGGGGGGAAGCGGUGCAACCUGCAGAUGUGUCCGGAGUGAAGUGUCGGCUGUUGCCGGGAUUUGGCUUUUGGAAAUACAACAUGAAAAUCUAAUGCGGAUUUCAUCUCUGGAAUGAAGUUUAACUUUGUAAACCCAGGGUCAAGAGCCAACUGAAUGAUUUAACUGGAUAUUCAGUGAUUGACUUUACGUACAGCAUAUGAGAGUUCAUUCUGCAAAAAUGAAAUCUUCAACGUCCAGCUUACCUGCUUCAAAGAACUGUAAUUUUUUUUCAAACAAAACAGUUUUAUGUCUUUUUAUGCUGAUCUGUUUAUCAGUUGUAGUUUACACUGACGAUGACUAUUAUCAAUUGCUUGGAUUAUUGAAAAGUGCAAGUAAUCGGGAAAUAAGGCAAGCCUUCAAGAAACUUGCUCUCAAAAUGCAUCCUGACAAAAAUCCAAAUGAUCCAAGCGCACAUGACAGAUUUCUGAAAAUCAAUAGAGCUUAUGAAGUUCUAAAAGACGAGGAGCUUCGAAAAAAGUAUGAUAAGUACGGUGAAAAAGGCCUUCGGGAUCACCAGGAGGGUGGGCAAUAUGAAAGCUGGAAUUUCUAUCGUUACGAUUUUGGCAUUUAUGAUGACGAUGCGGAAAUAAUAACAUUGGAUAGAGCAGAUUUUGAUGCUGCAAUUAACUCUGGGGAAUUGUGGUUUGUAAACUUCUACUUCCCUCGAUGCUCACACUGCCAUGACCUGGCUCCCACGUGGAGAGAAUUUGCCAAAGAGAUGGAUGGAGUAAUCCGUAUUGGAGCUGUUAACUGUGGAGACAAUAGGAUGUUGUGCCGUUCAAAAGGAAUCAACAGUUACCCAAGUCUCUACAUCUAUAAAAUGGGAAUGAAGGGAGUGAAGUUUGUUGGCGAGCGAACAAAGGAACAACUCGUCAGUUUUGCUCUGAGUUAUGUCACGAGCCAGGUGACUGAACUGUGGACAGGAAAUUUUGCGAGCGCUUUCAAUCGAGCACAUUCCUUGGGAACUGGAUGGUUGGUCACCUUCUGUGCUGAAAUUGGAGAUUGCUUGACUGCACACACACAACUUAAAUUGGCUGGAAUGCUGGAAGGACUUGUGAAUGUGGGCUGGACAGAUUGCACAACCCAGGGCCAACUCUGUGCCGAUAUUGAGAUCAGUUCUAGUACGACAAUUUAUUUCCCACCCGGUUCGACCAUAAAACAGAAAGAUGGGGUCUUGUUUCUGAGUAGCCUUGAAGCCAGAGAAAUUUACAUUGAAGUAAUGCAGCAUUUGCCUGACCUGGAGCAGCUGUCUGAACACUCAAUCCUGACCAAGUUAGCCCACCAUCGCUGGUUGGUGUUUUUUGCAUUCGGUAAGAGAACGGAAUCCGAUGAUUAUGAGUUCAAAAAGAUAGACGUUCUUCUGAAAAGUGAUAACGUCCAGGUUGGAACAUUUAACUGUGAGUCGGGAGCACAGGUGUGCAAAAGCCUUUAUAUCAAACAGCCAUGUGUUGUAGUCUUCAAAGGCAAUGGAAUCCGUGCCUAUGAAAUACAUCAUGGCAAAAAGGUUCUGUAUGACAUAGUAGCUUUUGCCAGAGAGAGCAUCAAUUCGCACGUCAUCACACUCAAUCCGAAGAAUUUUCCGAAGAAAGAGGAAGAACCUUGGCUGGUGGAUUUUUUUGCACCAUGGUGUCCUCCUUGCCGAGCUCUGUUGCCCGAAGUGCGAAAAGCUUCGAAGCAAUUGAUUGGCCAGCUCAAGUUUGGGACAGUGGAUUGUACAAUCCAUGACGAUUUGUGCAACACACAUGGUGUUCGAGCUUAUCCAACGACACUAAUAUUCAACCAGUCUAACAUCCACGAAUAUGAAGGCCUUCACACUGCGGAUGAGCUCUUGGAGUUUAUUCAGGAUCUCAUGAAUCCCUCAGUAGUCACUCUGACAGCGGCAAACUUUGAAGACUUGGUGUUCAGCAGAGAACAAGAUGAAAUUUGGAUGGUGGAUUUCUAUGCUCCGUGGUGUGGUCCAUGUCAGGCUUUGCUGCCAGAAUGGAAGAAGCUGGCCCGGAUGCUGAGUGGAACGAUCAAAGUCGGUAGUGUGAACUGUCAGAAGUACUAUUCUCAAUGUCAAAAAGAAAAUGUUCAGGCUUAUCCAGAGAUCCGCCUAUACCCACAGAACACGAGGGAUGUUUACAAAUACCAUAGCUACAAUGGUUGGUUCAGAAAUGCACAAUCACUUAGGUCCUGGGCGCUCGGAUUUCUUCCUGCGGUUGCUGUGGACCUUGCACCUGAAGAUUUCACAAACCAUGUUUUAAAAGGCAAAGACCACUGGGUGAUUGACUUCUACGCACCAUGGUGUGGCCCUUGCCAGAACUUUGCUCCUGAGUUUGAAAUUCUAGCCAGGUCGGUCAAAGACAAAGUGAAAGCAGGAAAGGUGGACUGUCAGAGCUAUCCCCAGACCUGUCAAACUGCUGGCAUCAGGGCAUAUCCUACGGUUAAAUUCUAUCCAUUUCAAGGAGAAAAGAAGAAAAAUCCUAUUGGAGAAAAUCUCAACAGCAAAGAAGCCAAAGUAUUAUCUCAGCUGAUGAACAAGCGGUUAGAAGAAGUGGAACCAAAGUUACGAAACACAUUUAAAACUAAAACUAAGGAUGAACUAUAAAAUGGAAAGUGACAUUUUCUCGAGGUAACACUAGAUGACAACUUACAGCGACAGAAACAUCAAAUCCAAAAGAAGAGGAAUGCUGGAAUGGAUGAUGCAGAUUAUGACUGAAUCUUUUCAGUGGACUGAAUUCUAUUUUUAAUGAAAAAUAAGAUGUGAAAUAUGAAUUGUGAGUUUUAAUACUCCUGCCAGAGUAUUCAGCCUUGCAUAAAGGAGAAAGCUGUGCACAAAAACAGAAUAAAACUGUCUGACUUAGUGAAGUACAGUCCAUAUCUUGGCACCUUGUCGGUGAAAAAACAUGUUUCUAACACGUACAUGUUAUUGGCCCGGUAAUCCAAACAUAAUUACUGAUCUGUUAAUUAUAUAUUCAGGACAAUCUUUGAACUGUGGAACUAACCCUUUUCGAAUAUUUUGUUUGCCACUAUUUUGCUGUAUCUUAAUCAGACAAACUGAUAACUUGGUGAAACAGAAGUUCAGUCAAAUAUAGCUCUCAGUUAGAAUUUGCUGCUUUGUCAAUAUUCAUUCAAAGAUUCCUUAAUGCACAUCAUCAGGUCAUGUAUUUUCUGCUUCACUUUGUGGGCCUGAGCAUCCUUUGCAAACAUUUUUGACUGCUGUUUAUUCACCCUCUGUAACCGAAUUUCAGUGAAACUUUGAAAAUGCAAUUAAUAUUUGCAGACAUUAAAUCUUCAGAACCCAUUUCAUUAGGAUUCUUUCAAUUAGUUAAAUAAUGGCACCCUAAAAUUCUUCUCACUGUAAAUAGUAAAUACUGUACCAUUCCAAUCAGUUAUUUGGUAGGUGCACUGGGAAAUAGCAAUGUUUUACAGUUUAAACAAAUGUUUAUUUUUAGAAGUGUUGUAUUAGGUUUUUGUAUUUGUGUUCAUAAUAUGAUGGUGUUUCUUGAACAAGAGAGUUAAAGUGAAAGCAUAAUUUAUGUGAAGCAUUUGUCUCCAUUUUCAAUCAGCAAGUUUACAGGACGUUGAGACUGAUACCAUUAUGCACUAAUGUGUGACAAAUGUUGCUGUUUGGGAAAAUGAAUCUUUACUUUUGCAUGAAUUCAAAUGAAAAGAACAAUGGAUUCUGAUUUUCAGAAGCCAUUGACAAGGUUCAGUCUCCUGAAUAUAUAAUCUAGCAUUCUAGAGAGAACUGAGUUUUUCGACAAAUAAACAUUGCUUGAAGGUUUAUACAUAAUGCUUUAAUAAAAUGGGGCAGUUUUAGCACUACACAUCAGUGUAUAAGUGCUGGUGAAAGCCAAUUCAACUUGUACCAGUUUCCUUAUUGUUUGAUAUGCUGCAGACUUUAAUUUGUUGUGGGGUUAAAUUAUGUUCUAUUCUUGUGUGUUUAUCCUUAUUUAAUGUUUGCGUAGAAUGCUGUUUUAUUUCAAAGCUUAAGGAAAACUUGAGUAGACACUCCUCUCUGAAUUGACAAAGUGCACAGACUUUUAAAAUGUAACUUCCACUGGGAAAAACAAUGUAAGAGUAAAUUGAAAUGAGGGCAUUUAUUUUUCAUAGGCAUUUAGAUAAGAAUCGAUGUGCAAGAUGUUGUAACGGAAGGAUCAAAUUUACAAAAUUCGCCAGAGGAUUUGUAAAGAGUGAAUUGUGAAUGCGUUAUGCCCCACAUUCUGCAACCUCACAGAAAUACCAACUGAGAUCAGAUGCUGAGCUAAAGGAAUUUGAAAUCAAUUCCUGAGGUUCAGUCACAGUGUAUCCAGGAUUUAGUCUUUUGCAAAAGAAUGUUUUUGCAUAUCUCCAAUUAGACGCCAGUGUAUUAUUUUUUACUUCAUAUCCUCAAUCCAUUCGGUUAUUUUGUAACUUGACCUUAGAUUUCAUUAUCUCGUACAAUGUAUACUUUCACUGCAAUUGUGCCUUUUACAAAAAUCUAAUGCAGUAUUCGAUAGACAUUGUGGAAUGUUUUUGUUAAGGCAUGUCUAACUGAAACAAAGGAGAGUUAUUCAUGUUGACCCUUUUAUUUCUCUUGCUGUGCAGGAAAUUCUUCUUACUGUCAAUUCCCUUUGGUGUUUAUGCAGUAACUUGAAUUGUGUAAUAUCUGCUAGAGAAAUGGGUCCAUUAGUACACUUGCAACCUUCAGAAUCAAGUUGGUCAGCCUUUUUCAGGCACUAAUGGCAAAGGCAGUUAAAGAAGAAUAUUCAGCAUUUGUUUUGUAGUUGUACUUCAGGAAUAAGCCACUGCUUCUUUGAGACUAAAACCUUAAUGCUGCAAUAGGAGGAGGGAAGGGUGAGCAUCAAAGGAUGAUACCAAAUUGGAAUGAAAUGCCUUCUUAGUCCAAAUUUCUGUUAUGGAUACUGGUCAUAAUAAAAUGGAGCAAGAAUAGCCCUUUUGUUUCAUAGCUUACCUUUCCUAAACCCUGUUUCUUAAGGUUUUUACCCAAUAUGUUUAUCAAUGUCUAAAACAUUGCAAUAAAAUUUCCUGAACUUUUAAAUCU